GAGUGUGUAAAGGAGGAGACUCAGUAGUGUUAUUUAGUCGUGGAUAAAUGCUUGGAUGAAUGCACCUUAGACCGACCCUCUGAUUUCAUGCGAGUCACUCAGAGACGCCGCGAGCGCUGAUCUGAUGCUCAACAGGUCGUUUGCGUUUUAUCACUUUACAGCGGAUCUGCAUUUAUCGUGAGGCUUGCAAAUACAUCUAUGAUGAAUUUCCCGGCGGUUCUGGGGGAUUUCAUUCAGCUGUCAGCGCGUAGCGUUUUACUGUCGCUGGUGGUGUGUUUAAUGCUCAUGUUCUGGCGUCGUUCCGGUCGGCAGCAGUUACCGGGCCCGUUCUCUUGGCCGGUCAUCGGCAACGCGGCUCAGCUCGGUAACUCGCCCCACUUUUACUUCACCCGGAUGGCUCAGAGAUACGGCGACGUGUUUCAGAUCAAGCUGGGCAACCGGCACGUGGUGGUUCUGAACGGAGACGCAAUUAAAGAGGCGCUGAUUAAAAAAGCUGUCGAUUUCGCCGGCAGACCCGAUUUCGCCUCGUUCCGGGUCGUGUCCAACGGGAAAAGCAUGGCGUUCGGUAACUACAGCCAGUGGUGGAAACUGCAUCGGAAGAUCGCGCACAGCACCGUGAGAAACUUUUCCACGGCCAACAUCCACACCAAGCAGACCUUCGAGAAGCACAUCGUGUGCGAGAUCGGAGAGCUCAUCCGCUUGUUUCUGAAUAAAACCAGCGAGCAGCGGUACUUCGAGCCUCACCGGUAUUUGGUGGUGUCUGUGGCGAACACGAUGAGCGCCGUUUGCUUCGGGAACCGGUACUCGUACGACGACGAGGAAUUCCAGCAGGUGGUGGGCAGAAAUGAUCAAUUCACCAAGACAGUCGGAGCUGGGAGCAUCGUGGAUGUGAUGCCCUGGCUGCAGUACUUCCCAAACCCGAUCAAAACGCUGUUUAACCAGUUUAAAGUGCUCAACGAGGAGUUUAACGAAUUCAUUAACUCCAAAGUGGCGGAGCACCGCAAGACUCUUUUGCUGAGCCUCGUCCGUGACAUGACCGAUGCGUUCAUCGUUGCUCUGGAUAAAGGGCUGUCAGGGGGCCCGGGGGUCUUUCUGGAUGAAGAAUACGUGCCACCGACCAUCGCAGACAUUUUUGGGGCCAGUCAAGACACUCUAUCUACAGCUCUACAGUGGAUCAUUCUGUUACUAGUCAGGUAUCCAGAGAUCCAGAAACGCCUUCAAAAGGACGUUGACCAAAUAGCGGAUCGCAGUCGCCUUCCAACCAUUGCAGACCAGCCCCAUCUUCCAUACGUCAUGGCUUUCAUCUACGAAGUCAUGCGAUUCACCUCGUUCAUCCCUGUAACAAUUCCCCACAGCACGACCACGGACACGUCCAUCAACGGCUAUCCCAUUCCUAAAGACACCGUCAUUUUUGUCAACCAGUGGUCUUUGAACCACGACCCGACCAAAUGGGACCAACCAGAGGUAUUUAACCCGCAGCGCUUCCUGUUUGAGGACGGCGCUCUCAACAAAGACCUAACCGCCAACGUGCUGAUCUUCUCCGUGGGGAAGCGUAGAUGCAUUGGAGAAGACGUGUCCAAGAUACAGCUUUUCCUCUUCACGUCCUUGCUGGUCCAUCAGUGUAAUUUUACAGCAGAAACUACUCCCAGCAUGGACUAUGCGUAUGGGCUCACGCUUAAACCCAGACCCUUUAAAGUUUCCGUCACGCUCCGUGACAGCACAGAACUGCUCGAGAGCUUGGUAGGAACAACUCAGACUCCUACACAAGAGAGACAGAGACCUUAAUUUUGAAGGGAAAUCAAAGCAUGCAACUUAAAUACUUUGCCAAAUGAAGGUGGCUAAGAAAACACUGAAGAAUCUCUCAUAUCUGCAUUAUAGAAUUAUAUUUAUAGACGUAAAACUCAGGCAAAAACUGUUUUUUGGCUCAGUAUGGGCUACUGCAAUAACAACACACCCAUUAAUUACUGUACAUGAUGCACUGAUUUAUGGUAUAUUAUGCAAGAAGCAAAGCAGAAGCUACACAAGAGGACAAUGCAUGAUUUAUUCAGACAAAUGCUAGUUGGUUUAGAGUAUUGAGACAUCGAAAUGCAUAACAUUAUUUAGUCAAUCAUUUUGUGUUACUAACUCUAGCCUAAAUAUAGCUUAGCAUAUAUACAUUUAGUCUCAGUUAUGGACAAGUCACCCUCAUCAUGCUACAAUCUUUUAUUUGCAACUUUUUUAUUAAGUGGUUUAAAGUCAACGUGAAACACUGUUCACAAACCAUUUUACUUCCAUUACAUAUUUCUGAACGAAUCAAGAUAUUCGGUGAUCAGUAAACUGGUGCAGUAAUUGAUUUCAUUUGGUUCACAAAAUCAUUAAAAAUAGACGAUUACGGAUAAAAUAACGUAAUAUGCAACACUUAAACAACGUUAAAAAUACGGCUGAUUGCAUUUCAUGUUGACUUUAACACAUUUAGUCGUUUUUAUUAAAGACUGCAUUAAGUUUCGAGUGCGUUUUUUUUUGUUCUGUUGUUGCUUACGGGACUUCAGCUCAAACUAGCCCUAUGCUGCAUUACUAAUAUAAAAUUAGACAUUUGUACAGUAUAAUCUUACAGCACUUUAUUGUUCUUUGUAAUAUUUCCCGAUUCUCACUACAGCAUUGUUGCAAUCUGUGCCUUAUUAUUAGAGACUUCUUAGCAUUAAUCUGUUAUUAAAAUAAACAAAGGCGGGUUUAACACAGUUCACUUCCAUUGUGUUCCCGCAGCAUCCUUCCCAAUCAAAUAUUGUCUGGAGAUCCUCACAGUGGGUCACAGGAAGCCUCCAGUGAAACUAUUCUGAACAUACAUGUUUAUUAUAAGUUGAAUGUGAUAUUUCAUUUUUGGCACAUGAUGUUGUGUAGGUGAAAGGAAAUGCAUUUUGUGUCCCUCGGGUCCCUUCUAGUAAGGGGUAGCCUGAAAGGGAAAUUCAGGGUUUGUUAACUAACAUGUAUAAAGUAUGUUACGAUUACUAAUUUUUGCUCAUUUCUAACUGCUGCAAUAUAUUUUUGAACUGUAAUAGCGAUAUUUGAUCUGCUGUAAUAUAUUUUUGGACUGUAAUAGCACUUCUGUAUUAGAUCUACUAUGUUUUAUAUGCGAAAGAUUAAUAUGUAAGUUUGAUAUGUAGUUCCUACACUGUAAAAAAAAACAACAAAAAAAACAACUUGAGCCAAUUUAAAAUUUUAAGGCAACCAAUUUCCGCUGAUAAGAAAACUCGUAACUCAUAAGCUGAGUCUCAAAACUCAAAAGUCUGCUGAAGCUGGUUGCCUCAAAAUUAGAUUUUUUUUUUUUUUUUUUUUACAGUGUUUAUGUGAUACCAACAUAAUAUUAUAUUUUUCUACUUCAUAUAAGCUCUGACAUUUGGCUGCUCUGUGAAUUUUAAACUGCAUUCAGUUCAUAUAUAUAUAUAUAUAUAUAUAUAUAUAUAUAUAUAUAUAUAUAUAUAUAUAUAUAUAUAUAUAUAAACACACAAUAAAUGUAUAAUCAAAUAUAUAUGUAUUAUUAUUAAUCAAGCUUUUCUGAUAAUAAAUGCAGUAUAACAUUGCUGUCAUAUGCAAUCAAGUUAGUUUUGGGAUUGUUUUCAUCCUGCAACACCUAGACAAAAUGUGAUUAUGUAAAACAAAACGUCUCGUUUUUUGUAUGGAAACAAAAUGUCCUUAAAAUAGCGGCAAAUAAAAAUAACCAUUCUAACUUUAUUGCACACA
Molecule: messenger RNA, 3717 nt
Organism: Puntigrus tetrazona (Sumatra barb)
Lineage: Eukaryota; Metazoa; Chordata; Actinopteri; Cypriniformes; Cyprinidae
Gene: cyp1b1
Product: cytochrome P450 1B1
Exons: 2
Coding region: 199-1785 (528 amino acids)
Biological process (GO): hormone biosynthetic process; progesterone metabolic process
Molecular function (GO): iron ion binding; steroid 17-alpha-monooxygenase activity; oxidoreductase activity, acting on paired donors, with incorporation or reduction of molecular oxygen, reduced flavin or flavoprotein as one donor, and incorporation of one atom of oxygen
Source: RefSeq, a predicted model, not a curated record